Molecule: messenger RNA, 1880 nt
Organism: Salvia splendens (bonfire salvia)
Lineage: Eukaryota; Viridiplantae; Streptophyta; Magnoliopsida; Lamiales; Lamiaceae
Product: E3 ubiquitin-protein ligase MARCHF8
Exons: 7
Coding region: 837-1610 (257 amino acids)
Molecular function (GO): zinc ion binding
Source: RefSeq, a predicted model, not a curated record
AAACCAAUCGUUUUGUUCGAUAUUGUGGCAUUACAAUUUCUGAUCCAUUAUUCAUCUUGAUUGCAUCCAAUUUAUGAAUAUUGGCAAUGAAUUUUAUGCCACACUCGCUUGCCAUUGACUGCCAGAUUACGUGCUACAUCUCUGUGUGCUGAUAGUCUUUUCGUGAUUUUUGUUGUUGUAUAACUGGUUUAGAAUAUCAAAAUUAGGGGAUCAUUAUCUAUGUUCCUGUUUUGUAGUGUUACGAAGUGUUGUGUAAAGUCAAUGCCUUGAAUGUAAUGACCUCACCUGAUCGUAUCCUGAAAACAAAGGGGAAAUAAAUUUGAAUAGGUCGUUGACUGCCCUUUUGGUUGCUUCUAGCGAUUGGAAUCGUAGUGUUUUAAAUGUGAUGUGGCUUGCGGGGAAGCUAGCUUUGGCCCAUUGGAUAUAGCUAUGGAAUUUUCUUCAUCUCACUCCCCCAUUUAAGCCGUGUGUGCCCUUCGAUUGUAUGAGGAUGAUGAGAAUCCCACGGAUGUGUAAAUAUAUGAGUUUAACUUGUUGCUAUAUCAUGUUACUAUGCAAAUAAUAUGUUAUCUUUGAAUAAGACUGAAGAUUGCGGUUUAGUAUCAAGUGCCAUGGUGCAGCGAAAUAUGAUAGUACAUAAGUGUUGAAUAUGAUUUCAGCUGUCAAUCUCCAGCUUAUAUUAACUGAUGUACUGUAAACUUUAGGACUCUUUUGGCUGUUUUUACCUCUGUGCUAUCACACCAUGCAGGAAUGAGAAAGCAUUGCAUUAAUACAUCAACAACAAUAUCUGUAUUUGUCAUGAUUUUUUUAUUUAAAUUUCUGCCAAAGGACCAGCCAUGCAAUUAGUAAAGCAUGAUAUUCGGGCUGAGGAUUCAUCAGAAACAGAGCCCAUUUUAUCCCAGCCAAGUAUAGCAGAAAGAUCAGAAGAAUCUUCAUCCUCAAUUGAAAUAACUGUGGGUGUGGAAUCUUCUGUAGCUGCUGAGCAUCCAUCUGUUCCCGAAAUUGAUGAGAGUAUUUCUCUAGUUUGCACAGAACAACCACAAUGCCGCAUUUGUCUCGACGCUGAAGGUGAAGAUUUAAUAGCACCCUGCCAUUGCAAAGGCACCCAAAAGUAUGUCCACAGAUCUUGUCUUGAUAAUUGGAGGUCAACAAAGGAGGGCUUUGCUUUUGCUCACUGUACAGAAUGCAGAGCAAAGUUCAUAUUGCGGGCAAAUGUCCCUCCUGAUCGUUGGUGGUUGAGAUUGAAAUUUCAAUUUCUCGUUGCAAGGGAUCAUGCGGCCAUUUUCGUUAUUGUUCAGCUGGUUGUUGCAUUUCUAGGUGUGCUGUUGUACAAAUUUUAUGGAGAAGAACUACGGGAGAUGUUUGGUUAUGAAGAACAUCCGUAUGGAUUUUAUACUAUGGCCGUUCUUGCUAUUGUGCUGGUGGGUUUGCUCUAUGGCUUCUUCAUUGCAAUAAUAUGUGGUCAGAGGAUCAAUGAGCGACACUACCACGUUCUUGCCAAGCAAGAGUUGACAAAGGAGUAUGUGGUGGAAGACAGGGAAACCAACAAGCAUGUGUCAGAACUUGAUCCUAGUCAUAUCACGGAGCUAAGAAUGCUUGGCCUCUACUGAGGUACGGAGCCAGAAAAUAAUCCCAAGAGGGGCAAAAAUAUGUAUCGGGAAAGUUUAGAAGAAUUAAGAAGGAACAUUUAGUGAAUCAAGGGUGUAAAUUAGCAAAAAUCAAGAUAUGUAUAUAUAUGUAGGAAAAUUUGAGGGUCAUAUGCUUCGUCAUAAUCAAUAAUGAAAAAGUUAGUGCUACAGACGUGAGUUGAAGCUACGAGUUAAUUGUUGUGCCUUGUUAAGUUACUAUAUAUCAAUAUACGAUGGAAAAUUCUCCACAAA